Molecule: messenger RNA, 8592 nt
Organism: Schistosoma margrebowiei
Lineage: Eukaryota; Metazoa; Platyhelminthes; Trematoda; Strigeidida; Schistosomatidae
Source: the annotation of a GenBank genome assembly
GCUCUGUUUGGGAUUAUACGGUCAGCAGGUUCAUAAGUAGACAUCGACGUUGAAUUAUUUGAUGGCUACUGCUUCUAAAACAGAAAGUAGACUUGUUACAGAGCAAAAUAUUUUCAAUUAUUGCAUCUCUGGUGAUUUGAAAUCAUUAAAAGAAUGUGCACGUUCUGUUGGUCAAGUAGUUCAUAAAAAUUCGCUUGAUGGUCAAACUUGUCUCAUUGUAGCAUGUAGAAAUGGACAUUUAGAUGUUGCCGAAUACUUAAUCGACUUUCAUGGGGCAGAUGUUGAACAAGUUGGUGUUGUAGAAUUUGAAGGAGAACAAGUAGAAGGUGUACCUCCAUUAUGGUGUGCUUCAGCAGCUGGACAUUUGAAAUUAGUUGAAUUGUUAAUUAGUCGUGGUGCAGACGUUAAUCGAACAACAAUUACUAAUUCAACAGCUCUUCGUGCUGCUUGCUUUGAUGGACAUGAACAAGUUGUUCGAUAUCUUGUUGAACAUGGAGCCAAUAUUGAAAAUCCAAAUCGCCACGGACAUACUUGUCUCAUGAUUAGUUGUUAUCGUCGUCAUGAUAGUAUUGUAGAAUAUUUACUUAGUAAAAAUGCUCGAGUUAAUCGAAGAAGUGCUAAAGGUAACACUGCAUUACAUGAUUGUACAGAAAGUGGCAAUUUAAAAUGUUUACAAUUAUUAUUAAAUCAUCGAGCUAUUAUGCGUAAAGAUGAAUAUGGUCAAUUACCAAUUAUGUCUGGUGCAAAUGCAGCUUAUAAAAAAAUUGUAGAUUAUUUGGCUACUGUUGAAAUUCCUGAUUCAACACAAACAAUAAGUGUUAGUGAAAAAGCUGCUGCAUAUGAUCUACUUGGUGCUAGUCUAUUCGAUCGACAUUCUUUAAUUCAAGACGCUAUAGCUGCUUGGUAUCAUGCUAUAAAUUUACGCCAAGAGUCGUCUACGUAUAAUAAUAAUAAUAAUAGUAAUAAUAAUAGUGGUAAUAAUAAAUUUAUUCCACAUCCAGUACCACAAUGCUUUUGUAUGAAUGAAUUAAUGUCAUGUGUUGAAGGGCAACCAACAAUGACAACCACCACCACCACUACUACUCCUACUACUUCAACUACUAAUUCAUCAAAUAAUUGUUGGUCAUUGAUUUCAUUAGCUGCACGUGAAGCAAUUGGAAUGGCUGAAACUAGUCGAUUUGAUGAACAACAUUAUUCGUUAACAACUAAUUGGCAACGUCAUAAAAGAUCUACAAGAAUUCAUGACAUUUUAUUAAAAAGUUAUAAUUCCACAAAAUUUCAUCAUCAUAAUUCAAUUCAUCAAUCAACUAUACAACAAAAGUCUACAAUGAAAUAUUCACAAGAUUUACAUGAAUUAUUUCAAAAAAAAUAUAGAAAAUUACAAACUGAUUUACAAAAUGCUUAUCAAUGUAAAUUUGAACAUUUAGGUCAUUCAUUAUAUCGUUCGAAUUCAUUAAAAGAUUAUACUAUUGAUGUACAUUCACCACCAUUUUGUUCAGUGUUUCUUCAAGGUUCGCAUAAUUCACGUUUAGGUUUACGUCGUAAUGGUUCUAGUGAGUAUUUUGAUCAAUCUUCUCCUACUAGUUCAAUAUUAUCACAAGGUAUUUAUAGAUCAUCACCAUCACCAACGAAUUCUUUGAAUUUUGGAACAUCCUCAUCCUCCUCUCCACCACCUCUAUCAACAACAGGAAAUCAUAGUGGCAGUUGUACUGGUGGUGUUUUCGUCCAAUCUGUUAUACCCGUCGAUCCUAUUCUAGGCUUUGAACCGAAAUGUUGUCAAAUUGCACGAUAUCGUCGAUGGCUUCUGGAGCCUGUUCAUCAAAAUUAUCAAGUCAGAUCGUCGACAACACCUAAUCAUAUUAACACUAGUAACAUAUCGCAUAAUAAUACAGAGGAUUUCACUCCAUCCAAAAUCAUAAAUCAAUGUCCUAAUUGUAAACAAAUACUUGUUUCAAUGAAUAAUUUAAGUGAAGAAAGUCUACUUUCAAAUCAAUCCACCUGUCCCAUUUGUAAGACAUCACUAAUAGUAAAUCAUUCUUCAAAUUCUUCAAAUGAAAAUCAAACAGUCCAUUCAACAAAUCAGUAUUCUAAAGUAUCUUAUCCUUACGAAUCAAAUAAUAAUGAUAAUAAUCAUAAUUAUUAUAAUAAUAAUGAAAACAAUCUUAAAUAUGUUUGUCCAGUAUGUCAUUUUGCCACUGAAAAUCAUCCGUUAAUUCGUCGAUUAAAACAAUGUGGUGAAGAAGCUUUUGGACAUGUUUGUGAAUUUCAAACACGUGAAGAUCUAGCAAGUUUAAUGUCAAAUACACAUGUUCUACGCUUACAAUCAUUGCUUAUACGCUUACGUAUAUUAGGUCCAGAUCAUCCAGAUACCAUUUAUUUUAUCCGUUAUCGUGGAGCAAUUUAUGCAGAUGCAGACAAUUUUCAUCAAUGUUUAAGUUUAUGGCGUUAUGCAUUAGAAUUACAACGUACAUUUGUUGAACCAUUAUGUCAUGUAUCACAAGCUGCAUUUGUUAGUUUUGCUGAAUUAUUUCAUUUUGUAUUAACAAAUAAUUGUAUUGGUUUACCAGCAAAAGAUUUAGAUCCAACAUUGAUUGUAGAUUGUUUAGAAUUAGCUGUAGAUAAUAUUGAACGCGGAAUGGAUUAUUCAUUUUAUCAUUGGCAUCAUCGACAUCCAUGGUCAUAUACAGCAGCGGAUAAAGAAGCGAUUAAUUUAAUGCGUCAUGUAUCAUUAUGUUUACAUUUUAUAGCAAUGAUUCUUAUUCAUUAUAUGCCAAAUUGUAAAGCUUUACCAACCAUACGUUCUAUUCGACGUCAAUUAUCUAAUUUAACACAAGUAGUUGAAGAAAAUUUCAAUGAAUUAUUACAAAAUUCUACAUUGAAUUUAUCAAAUAUUAUGCUUAAUCGACAAGAGCUAAUUAAUAAUAAUAAUAAUAAUAAUACUGAAAAUGAAUCACAAACAGAUAGUUUAUCUAAUGAUAUGAAAAAACGUAUGCCAAUUGAAUUGAAACAACGAUUUUUCCGUCAAGUUUAUAGAUUAGUCAAGUUAGAUCCUAGAGUACAUCGUGGUCAAAGUUUAAUACAUUUAGCUUGUUCACCAGAAACUUCAACUGUUGGUCGUUUUGUUAUUUGUACUUUUCCAAAUGUCAAUGUUUUAUCUUUGCUAUUUGAAUUAGGCGCCGAUGCUAAUUGUGCUGAUGUUGAUGGACAACGUCCAAUUGGUCAUGUUUUAGCACAACGUCGAUUAAAAAGUUCUGAACAUGUAUGUAUAUGAAUAUAUAUACUUAAGUGUGUGUGUGUGUGUUUGUGAGCAUUUUAUUCCACAUUGAAUUAUAUGUAAUUUUUCUGCUUUGUUUUCUACUUUUCAGGUAGGUAGUUGAAUCCAGGAAGUGUAUUUUCAUCCAUAUUUUGUAAAUAUGCUAUUUCAAUAUUCCAUCGAAGUACCUGUGCACAUAAUAGCCCAUAUAAUACGGAUUCAUUUCAUUAAAUGAAAAGGAAUCUUUGAGUCCUUGUUCAACCAUGAUUCAAAAACAUUUAAUUACAGAAGUCUAGCGUUUUUUCCUUUGAUAAAUUUAGCUAGAGUAAAAAUUUUAACAGCUGAAUUUAUGAGUCGACCUAGGCUAGACGACGAGUGAAAACUCGGGAGCACUGGAAAGCCAUUUCGUCCUAGUCUGAGACUCUGCAGUGGUGUACACUCACGAUCUCUCACGUUUGACUCAAACCCAGGGCCUUUGGUCUAGCACACGAACGUUUAACCUCUAGACCACAGAGUUGGAAUCCAGCGCUGUUAAUAUCUAAUUUCAAUUGAUUUAUGUUCUUGCGCAACCUUUUAUUCAUUGUCUAAGGUGAAUAACUGUCUCCAUUAGUCACGACUUCUCACUAGAACUCCAGGAGUUCCAUCUUGAAGUUAGUCAAUAAUGAGCACAUGAUUAUUAUCAGAAUAAGGAUUUGUGGAGAUUUUAGUAAUUUUAACAAGUGAUUUCAUGAGCCGAUCUACAGCCUUCACAAAUCUCCAUUCUGAUAAAGCGAAAAUAACAAAUGUAGCAGAAUAAGAAUUCAUUUCAAUAUCAUGGAUUCGCAUCAACUGUUACUUAUAACCUAGAGACAAUAACCUGUUUCGGUCUGUGCACCCGGGCAGUAACACAGCCCACACACAAAUCAAGUGAUUUGUGUGGCAUCCGUAUUGUGAUACCUGUAUCUGCCGCAGAUCGUAAUCCACACACAAAAGUAAAACAUCUAAACUGGUCUGGCGAUAUUUCCUGUAUUCGGAACUGCUCACAUUCCCAGUUUGCGAUGUUGACAUACGUCACUUAGUAAUCCUGUGGUCUUUUCACAAACUGAAGACACUAGUAUCUAAUGUGAAACAUUGAUGAUCGUUCCAUCAAACAUAUGUGUCAAGCACUCCGCUGUUCCCAGGAAGGUUAGGUCGGCUGGAUUCUUUGGGAGAAUAAAACUACAAAACUUUUCAUUCUCAAAAUCUGAGUUUUCAUAGUAAUAAUCUCAGUAUUCGAAGUUAUAGUAGAAUCAGAUACCUGGGUUUUUGAAGAUAUUAACAUAUUCUUGACCAACAAAUUGAUAAGAGCAUUUUUCUGUUUCAAUAAUGAUUUCAGAUUAUUCACUUUGACUGAGUAUAUGCGUGUAGGUCUGCUUCAACUACCGUCGCCACUGAAAUGACUCUCAAUUUUCUCCUUUACACCAAUGGAAGUUGCCUUAGACGAAUAUCUACACUAGAUGAUACCCUGCAGGUGUCUAUUAUAGUAAACAUCAGCACAACUAAGCUCAAGAACACGUAACUGGUCUGACUAGAACGUGAAUUGUAUUUCAAUGUCAACAACCGACAAAAGUAAUGUUGAAAAGGGGUCGGAAAAUAAAUAACACACCUAAUACCUAUCAGAUUAUCUAGUAGUCUGACUACGUAAGCAACCAGUCGUUAUUUUGUUCACCUACAUAUCAUCUUGUUAACUUAUUUCCUUAGAGACAUCGUAUUAACUAAUGUUUCUCGUAAGUGGACUAUGUGACAUAUGGAUGAUUUUUAGAGGAUUGUUGUUUCGCGUGAGAUUAUAUUCUGUGUCAUAGUCAAUUGUCUCUAAAUUGUGGAUAUACCCAGCCAAUGAGUCCCAACGACAAACAUGAAAAAGGUCUCAGUUCUUCUUUGGAUCAAUCAACUUAUUGAUCACUUGAUCAACUGAAUCUGUUCAAUACCUGUAAAUCUAACAACAUUCAACAUUGAAGUACUAUUCAAUAAUUGGCUCUCGCUUUAAAUGUAUUUAUUUAUUUUUCAUUCAUAUGUUAUCCAUUUUUUUUUGGUAGGCCUCUCUUGUUCAUACUCUGGUUAAAUGUGGUGCUCAUUUAGAUGCAACCAAUCGGAAUUCUCUAACUAUCCUCUAUAAACGUUUUCAUCAUGUACUCCUGGAAUCUCGUGUACAAAUUUUGGAUCAUGUGACUUUAGCUUGUCAUGCUGCUCGUGUAGCAAAUCAUUAUGGAUUAACUGCAUCGAAUCCAUUAGUUCAAGCUUAUUUACCGAAUAAUUUAUUAUUUUUCUUACAAAUGCAUCAGUAAACAACUAAAUGGUUAAAUGGCUUGAUGUAUUUUUUUUCUAAUUUAAUUUAAAAUCAAAAACAUUGUUUACUCGAAUUGUUUGGUUGUUUCCUACCCCACCCACAGUUUUCUCAAAGUUUAGUUCAAUCGUUAAUAAUAUUAAAAGGAACAAAAAAAACACAGUACAAAACAGCACAAUAUCCCUGUACACAACUAUUUUUUUCUUCUUUAAAUUCUUAUAGUUUUAAUCUCUUUAUAUGAGUUGUUUAUUCCCACCCCACCCCAUCUCUCUCUCUUCGUUACCCCCCAUCCACCCACCCAGAAACACAUAUACCCAUUGCGCCAACAUAUUACUAUCAUAUAUAAAUGUAUUUUGUUUUUUAAAAAAACAAACAAACAACAAAUUGUAUAAUCUUUUAUUUUAAGUGUUUAAUUUGAUCAGAAAGAUGUUUCAUUAAUUAAUUUCAAUAAAAUACUUUUCUAUUUUAAUUGUGUGAUAUUUAUUGUUGACGUUUAUUUGUGUUUACUAUGACUAGUAUUAUGAUGAUGAUGAUGAUGAUUAUGAUUUCUUUUUUUUUCGAUUGAUUUUUCCUGUUGCUAUAUACAUACACAUUUGUUUCUGUACAGAUCUUUUUUUUUUGUUUUUUAUUUUAAAAAAAAUUAGAUGAAUGAUUGAAUCAAAUACCUUUGAUAUUGAAAACAAUAAGAGGUAAUGAGUGAGUAAAAAGUUUGUUAUUGUUUUGUUUUAUUGGUUAAUGAUUUGUAAACGUAAAAUAAAUUAUCUACUUUAUUAUUAUUGGUUUUUUUUAUGGUAUUUUCAGUAGUGGUACAACUGAGAGUAUGAAGAGUUACAUCUCUUUCUUGAAAUGGUCAUGUGCAUACAAUCACUGUUAGGAAAGUUUUUACUCAUUGCCUUUUUUCGUAUUAUGGGUGUUAUUUACGAUUUAACAAGUUUGGUGGAUAUAGGAAGAUCCACCUAGGUGAGUUGGAAAACCCUGAUUCCAAACCAUUGGUGUACAUAGACUCCAGGAUCCUUAGGGACCAAUUGUUGGUUACUGGGUACCAUGGGACUGAAUCUUCAAAUGUUGCUCCAGUGCCUUGUAGAUUAGACCUUUAGGUCGAAGGCUCUGGGUGUGCCCUCCUAAGGAAACUACCUGUUUUGAUUUGGGCACGCGGGUAGUAUCAUAUCCCACACACAAAUCGAGUGACUUGUGUGACAUAUAUGUAUUCGAUGCCCCCAGUAUUUAUGUGUUCAAAUAAAAUAAAAUAAAUGAUUGAGAUGGUAAGUAAUAUAUACUCCUCAGCAGUGCAUAUUCAUCAUUAUUAAUCCAUCGGGAUCGAACUUUGGUAGAUUUGUGGAUAUACACUGUUGAGGAGUUUCAUGCUUGAAUGAAACAACAUUCCAGUUCCUUCUGAUUUUUAAUAAUCGUCUAUUUUAAGCUAGUUCAUAAUUUCAUUAACAUUUAGCAACUUCUACAAACCCUCAUACUGAAAGUAAUAAAUGGCUGUAUAAAUAUAACAGUACUCAUUGUUAGGUGAAUAAUUUGUAAAAGGUGGAACCUUGAGAAAUAUUCUGCCCUAUUUGUAAGAUUUCACUUAAAUCAUUGACUUUUGAGUGGAACUGUAGUAUAUAGAUGAACUCUAAUGAUUAUUUUUAAAAUGAUCACACUAUUUCGACUCUAAUUUGUCGGCAAUUCGUCAGAGACUUCAUAUUUAUGAAGCUUAUUUUUUAUUCGAGUCCUAUUAGAACCUUUUCAACUUUUAUUUCAUGAUUAGAUAGUCACUUAUCACCAUGAGUAUGAAUGUAAAUUAAUUCAGGCUAGAAGUUUCUUUCUGAAUCUUUCUCAUCAUUCAAUUUAUGUGGGGGCUGUGAUACUGUUCAGGCGCCCAAAUCGAAGCAGGUGGUUUUCUUACGAGUUCACACCCAGAACCUUCGACUUAAAGGUCUGAUCCACAGGGCACUGGGGCAACGUAAGGAGUUGCAGUCCCAUGGUAGUCGGCGAUCAACAAUUGGUUCAUAUGCCAUUUGUUUCUUUAGGGUCCCGGAUCCCAUGUACACCAUCGGUUUGAAAUCAGGGUUUUCCAACAUCCCUAGGUGGAUCCUACAUAACCACCAACCCCGUUAAAGCGCCGGACAUUCGUUUUUUAUCCUCUCAUCUUCAUAAACAACCGCGGUGCGAAAAUACAGUGAACAGGACUUCUCUGGCAGUAGUUGUUUUCAAAUGGCUAUAGGAGAGCUGACUCAUCCCACUCGGUUGUACAUGGGCAUUUGGGGGCGAAACCGAACUAUAAACAAAAAGACUUCUAAAUUCAAUAUAAACAUGUUCAUAUAAAAUGAAAACUGAUUAAUUCAUGUGUUAUGUAAAAUCUUUGUGUAAAAUGUGAGUACUCUAUAGGUGUAAUAUCAUUUUUACUCUAUGAUGACAAAAGGAAUUUUGCUGAACAUUCUUGGUUUGUAUUACUAAUUAGGUGAACAUCAUAAAAUGCAUUUAUUGUUACAUGUUGUUUAUUAACCAAUACAUGACAUUAGAUUCAAACAAAUCUGAUCUUAUUUUACAGAAGUUUGUGAUUCACUAGUCUUAGCUCGUUCAGAACAUUCCACAUUUAUGGUCCUAGACUCCGUUGCAGAAGCUCAACACUUCCUUAGGAUGUCUUUGAUUCAGGCUUCUUAGCUAUCUUAUUGUUCUGUAUUUUGCUAGAAUUGUUUGUUCAGAAAAAGUCAUCCAGACGGUGAGUCGGGGAGAGGAAAUGCUAUGUUCGAAGCAAUCAUGUGUUCACCUAGUCUGCGAACAGAAUAAAGACUCUGUGACCAAAGACCAAUAAGCUAGCUAUCCUGAUGCGUCCCAGCCCCGCUAACUAGAGAGAAAAGUGGAAUUUCAAACGGGGAAAUAUAUUCCACAAGCAGCCAGAAGCACGAGCGAUCCCGACCUGUCUAGUCGGAAACACACUCAUUUAUAUAUUGGUUUGUACACCCAUUUUUUGAUUAAUAAUCCGAAUAAAUCAAAUAUAUGGAAAAAAAAUACUUCAUACAACAAUAUCAUAUGUUAUGCAGAAUAA